AUAAGUGAAGUCCGUUAGUGAGGGAAAUGAGCUCACGUUAAAUAUAACAUACGAAAAACUCAUGUCCCCCAUUAACAUUACAUACGAAAAUUCAGAUUCAAUAUAAUAUUUUGUUUAUACCGUUUCAGAGGGUUUCAGAAAAGUAUGUACAGAUACUACACCACAAUGCUUAAGAGAGACGGUGCAAGCCGCUCUACCUGACUUCAUUCAAGGGAUCCCACAACUAGGGAUUAAUUCCUUGGACCCUUUUGUUGUGAAAUCCCUUAAUCUUACUUUGCCUGGCGGAUUAAACGUCGAAUUUACAAAUGGUUACGCAAAAGGUUUGAAGAACUGUAUUAUAGAGUCAAUGACGAAGUCAGGAGAUACUUAUGAAUUAAUAUAUAAAUGCAACUUUGUCAUCAAAGGAAAAUACCAUUAUUCGGGCGACAUUCUUUAUUUCAAUCUUCAUGGAGCAGGGGACACUAUCAUCACUUCUAAAAACGUCGUAACUAAGUGGACAUUCCAAUUGGAAACUAUAAACAAGGAUGGAAAAGAGUAUUUCCAAAUGAAAAAUUUUAAUUCAUCAAUAAAUUAUGAAGGUCGAGUUCAUUACUAUAUGACGAAUCUAAUACCAGGGAAUCCCGAAAUGAGUCAAACUAUCCUGACAUACAUGAAUAAAAAUUGGCGCAGUAUAGCACAGGAAUUUGGCGGCCCGGUCUUUAAAUACGGCGUUGAAACGAUCCUUCACAACGUUUACAAACUUUUUGACUCAGUUCCAAAAGAUAAUAUAAUUCAACCUUAA
This is a messenger RNA of Colias croceus (clouded yellow), 781 nucleotides long. RefSeq names its product circadian clock-controlled protein daywake-like. The transcript has 4 exons. The record is from RefSeq and is a predicted model, not a curated record. Lineage: Eukaryota; Metazoa; Arthropoda; Insecta; Lepidoptera; Pieridae. Bases 347 to 781 code for a protein of 144 amino acids.